Vigna angularis (adzuki bean) is the source of this 1393-nucleotide messenger RNA. RefSeq names its product peptidyl-tRNA hydrolase, mitochondrial. Gene Ontology annotation, molecular function: peptidyl-tRNA hydrolase activity. The transcript is spliced from 11 exons. NCBI's taxonomy places the organism in Eukaryota, Viridiplantae, Streptophyta, Magnoliopsida, Fabales, Fabaceae. Bases 628 to 1281 code for a protein of 217 amino acids. The record is from RefSeq and is a predicted model, not a curated record.
AAAUUCAUUUCGAACAAUUAAACCUUCUCAAAUUGUUUCUUUUUAAGAACUAAAAAGAUUUGUACUAAGAUAAUAGUUGACAAAUUGUUCAUUAAAAAAAAAUCUAUAAAGGAUCUGAAUUUUUGAAAAGUUGUUUAAAAAUAAUAAAAGAAGACAAAACAAGAGAAUCCCAGAUUAGGGAAUGUGUUUCAGGGAUGCGUCGGGAACUCCUAGAGAGCAGUGAGGCAGUGUUGGUUUUUCUUUAAAGGGGUUUAAUUAUUUUUGGCUUGACCUUGGCUUUUGGGUUGUAAACCACAAACCGUGGCACCCCUCUUGCACGGCUGCCCAUCUUGCAACUCUGCAAAGUCCUUUUACACCACUACAAGACUCUGGAUUCUCACAAAUAAGGGGGGAGACCUUACUGGAAAAAAGAAGAAUCAGCUGAGACUCAUUGGAGACACAAGGUUGGCAAUAGCAAACGGAUCUUCAAGAGAAAAAGAAGUUCGACAAUGGGUGGUGCUGGCGGUGUUUUGAAGUAAUGUAACUUGCAGUAUGUAGAGAAGAUCUCGAAAGCAAGACAGAUCUCUAAGAUUGAGCUCUAGAGGUUGUAGAGAAACUUAGAACUAAGAGAACAGACAAACAGAGGAAAUGCUUAAUUGGUUAAGCAAGCGUUGUUUAUGCACCCUUGUGCCACGCCCAUGGCUUUUUGUGGGGUUGGGCAAUCCUGGUAACAAGUACGCAGGAACUCGCCACAAUGUGGGCUUUGAGAUGAUUGAUGCAUUUGCUGAGUCGCAGGGGAUUCCUAUGAACACUGCCCAUUCCAAAGCCAUUUUCGGAAAAGGUUUUGUUGGUGAAGUUCCUGUCUUCCUUGCAAAGCCUCAGACUUACAUGAAUCUGAGUGGUGAAUCAACGGGACCACUGGCUGCUUAUUAUAAGCUACCCCUUAGUCAAGUGCUUGUGUUCCAUGAUGACAUGACCUUGCCGUGUGGGGUGCUUCGUCUUUAUGACAAAGGGGGUCAUGGAAGCCACAAAGGGCUGAAGAGUGUGAUCUAUCACUUCAGAGGAAAUAGAGAAUUUCCUAGGCUGAGAAUAGGGAUUGGAAGUCCUCCUGGGCAAAUGGAUCCUAAAGCAUUUUUGCUUCAAAAGUUUAAUUUAACAGCUAGACAACGAAUUGACGAGGCUUUGCAAGAGGGAGUUGAUGCCUUGAAGCUCCUUUUAUAUAAAGGUUUUGCAGAGAGUGCAAAAAGAUUCAACAAAGAACAGAAGUAUAAGCACUUGAGAGUGCAAAACUUACCAGUUUGAUAGGAUUCCCUUUUUCUCUUUAGGUUGCAAUACAUGUGUACAAUUUAGUGAUUGAAAAUUGCCUGAAUUUUGUAACAUUCCAUAUAUAUGUAUGUAUAAAAUUUUCAGUCUU